GUCUGUACCAUGGCGACGGGCGGCCGCGGGCCUGUGGUGGCGAUGGCCACUGGGUCCAUCCUGUCGGCUGCGAGUGUGACUCUGUUCCUCUUGCUGGUGCUCCCUCGCGUCUCACAAGCUCAGACCUUCUUUCUUCCUUUCCGGCAGCCGGAGACGUGCGGCCACAACCAAUACUUCGAUAUCUCGGCGCUCUCCUGUGUGGCGUGUGGUGCCAAUCAGAGGCAGGAUGCCCGAGGAACUUCCUGUGUGUGUCUACCAGGAUUUCAGAUGAUCUCUAAUAAUGGAGGACCUGAUAUUAUUUGUAAAAAGUGCCCAGAACACAUGAAAGGUGUUACUGAAGAUGGCUGGAACUGUAUUUCUUGCCCUGGUGGUUUAACUGCAGAAGGAAAAUGCCACUGUCCCACUGGCCAUAUUUUAGUGGAAAGAAAUAUUUUAGCUAUUUUUGUUUUAUUAUUGAUGUUAUGUAACUUACGUUUUAAAAAUAAUUUUUGUUGUAUUGACAGGUGUGUCCGAUGUGAACCAACAUUCAUUAAUACCAACAGGUCCUGUGCAUGUUCAGAACCUAACAUUUUAACAGGGGGAUUAUGUUUCAGCAGCACAGGGAAUUUUCCUCUACGUAUGAUUUCAACUGCACGUUAUGGAGAGCUUGGCAUAUCUUUCACUUCAGAAUGGUUUGCAAAGUAUUUGCAGUCAUCAGCAGCUGCUUGUUGGGUGUAUGGCAAUCUAACAUCUUGCCAAGCACUUGGAAAUAUCUGUGUAAUGAACAUGAAUUCUUAUGACUCCUCUACUUUUGAUGCAUGUGGAUUGUUUCAGGUUAUCUUUGAAAAUACUGCUGCACUGGGCACUGUUCAUUCUGUUUCCUUUUGGAGACAGAAUCUUCCAUGGCUGUUCUAUGGAGACCAGCUAGGAUUAGCACCUCAAAUACUUAGUACUACACCUCUUCCUACAAAUUUCAGUUUUAAAGGGGAAAACCAGAAUACAAAACUGAAGUUUGUUGCUGCUUCCUAUGAUGUGAGAGGAAAUUUUCUCAAGUGGCAAACUUUAGAAGGAGGAGUUUUACAGCUUUGUCCAGACACAGAGACAAGACUAAAUGCUGCUUAUUCUUUUGGAACAACCUAUCAACAAAGUUGUGAGAUUCCUAUCCCUAAGAUCUUAACUGACUUUCCUAAUCCUACAUUUUAUGAUGUGUACCUUGAAUAUACUGAUGAGAAUCAGCACCAAUAUAUCUGGGCUGUGCCUGUGUUAAACUUAAAUCUUCAGUACAAGAAAAUGUUUGUGAACCAAGACAGUAGUUCGGGCAAGUGGCUUCUGACUCGGCGCAUUUUCUUAGUGGAUGCAUUAAGUGGACGGGAAAAUGACUUAGGAAGCCAGCCAAGAUUAAUUAGAGUCGCUACCCAAAUAUCACUGAGCAUCCACCUUGUACCCAACACAAAAAAUGGAAACAUUUACCCUCCCUUAAUUACCAUUGCCUACAGUGACAUUGAUGUCAAAGAUCCCAACAGCCAGUCUGUGAAGGUUUCUUUCUCAGUAACAUAUGAAAUGGAUCAAGGAGAAGCACAUGUCCAGACAGAUAUUGCUUUAGGUGUGUUGGGUGGACUAGCUGUUUUAUCAUCUCUUUUGAAGACAGCAGGUUGGAAGAGACGCAUUGGGAGUCCCAUGAUUGAUUUACAGACAGUUAUGAAAUUCUUGGUUUACUACGCUGGUGAUCUGGCCAAUGUUUUCUUUAUCAUCACUAUAGGAACAGGUCUUUACUGGCUUAUUUUCUUUAAAGCGCAGAAAUCUGUCUCUGUUUUGCUACCAGUGCCAGCUCAAGAAGAACGUUUUGUUACUUAUGUGGGAUGUGGUUUUGCUCUGAAGGCUCUGCAAUUUUUGCAUAAGCUCAUCUCCCAGAUUACCAUAGACAUAUUCUUUAUCGAUUGGGAGCGGCCUAAAGGAAAGGUUCUUAAAGCUGUUGAAGGUGAGGGUGGUGUUCGGAGUGCUACUGUUCCUGUAAGCAUAUGGAGAACUUAUUUUGUGGCAAAUGAAUGGAACGAAAUUCAGACUGUGAGAAAAAUUAACGCACUCUUUCAAGUACUUACUGUCCUCUUCCUUUUGGAGGUUGUGGGAUUCAAGAACUUAGCAUUAAUGGACUCAUCCUCUAGUCUUUCCAGAAGCCCACCUAGCUACAUAGCUCCUUACAGCCGCAUUUUGAGAUAUGCUGUGUCAUCUGCUCUUUGGCUGGUCAUUGGAAUUAUACAGAUUGUGUUCUUUGCUGUCUUCUAUGAGAGAUUUAUAGAAGAUAAAAUUCGACAGUUUGUUGAUUUGUGCUGUAUGAGUAAUAUAUCAGUGUUUCUGUUAUCCCACAGAUGUUUUGGCUACUACAUUCAUGGUAGAUCAGUACAUGGGCAUGCUGAUACUAAUAUGGAGGAAAUGAAUAUGAAUCUUAAAAGAGAAGCGGAAAAUUUGUGUAGCCAAAGGGGUUUGGUACCUAAUACGGAUGGUCAGACUUUUCAGAUUGCAAUUUCUAGUCAGAUGAGGCAACACUAUGACAGAAUUCAUGAGACACUAACAAGGAAAAAUGGCCCUGCUAGACUAUUGGGUUCAUCAGGAAGUACUUUUGAGCAGAGUGUAAAAGCAUAUCAUACUAUGAAUAAAUUUCUUGGCUCUUUCAUCGAUCAUGUUCAUAAGGAAAUGGACUACUUUAUAAAAGAUAAGUUGCUUCUUGAAAGAAUUCUUGGAAUGGAAUUCAUGGAACCAAUGGAAAAAAGCAUCUUUUACAAUGAUGAAGGAUAUUCUUUCAGCAGUGUUCUGUAUUAUGGAAAUGAAGCUACCCUUCUUAUUUAUGAUCUGAUGUUCUUCUGUGUUGUGGAUUUGGCUUGCCAAAAUUUUAUUUUAGCAGCCUUCCUUACAUACCUACAACAAGAGAUGCCAGCAUUGAGCAGAACUAGAAUCCCAUUUACCAUCUGCACCAGAUGUUACCAUAACAAAAAGGCAAACUCUGAGAUCUAGCUCAGGGCUCAGCCAGUGUAACUUUGAUUUCACACAUUACCUAGCUGCUUGGAUGAAAAAACAGCUGCGUGGAUCAGUGUGGAACCUGAAAUGGAGACUUCAAGAAAAGCCAAGUUUGUUCUAGAAAUGUUAGCAUUCGAAUCACCCACAUAUUCCCCACUUAGGUCAAAGUCAUGUAUGGGUUAGUGGUAUGAUGGGUUAGUUCUUGAUAGAGAU
Molecule: messenger RNA, 3204 nt
Organism: Odocoileus virginianus texanus
Lineage: Eukaryota; Metazoa; Chordata; Mammalia; Artiodactyla; Cervidae
Source: RefSeq, a predicted model, not a curated record